Molecule: messenger RNA, 1983 nt
Organism: Gadus chalcogrammus (walleye pollock)
Lineage: Eukaryota; Metazoa; Chordata; Actinopteri; Gadiformes; Gadidae
Gene: cnot2
Product: CCR4-NOT transcription complex, subunit 2
Exons: 15
Coding region: 313-1887 (524 amino acids)
Biological process (GO): regulation of DNA-templated transcription; regulation of stem cell population maintenance; nuclear-transcribed mRNA poly(A) tail shortening
Cellular component (GO): CCR4-NOT core complex; P-body
Source: RefSeq, a predicted model, not a curated record
UCGUUUUUUCCCCAGGAUUUCAUUGUUUAGAGAACAUUAAACGAUAUAGAGUGGAAUAUUCGUCUUGGUUACCCCCCCGUAUCCGUCCAUUCGUGAUUUUUGCGAAUUGAUGAAUUGAGCAGCCGACUGUUUGCUGCAUCUGUUUAGUCUGGUGCUCGCUGCAAACCAAGCGUAAAUGGAGACAAGAAAACGGCAGCUGGCCGUGGAUAAAUGAAGGCUAUGCAGGCCUAGAUUAAUCUACGAUGUUGAAAAGGCUGAUACUGGCUAAAUGUUGGUGUUUCUAUUUACACGAUUGUAAAUGGUGACGAAGGCAUGUUCGGUUCUAGAAAGAAGUUUGUAGAGUUUGUCGAGGUAGUCGAUAACGACUUUCCCGAUGAAAGCAUGUACUACAACCAGCCGUCGAUGUUCCCACAUCGGACGGACAAGGAUAUGCUGUCGUCUCCUUCGCCAUCAUCAUCAGGUCAACUGUCACAGCUUGGUGCCAGUUUGUAUGGUCCACAAAGCGCCCUCGGGUUCUCGAUAAGGGGAAUGGGUAACAACACGCCUCAGUUAAAUCGCAAUUUAUCGCAGGGCUCCCAGCUACCAAGUCACAUUACGCCCACAACGGGGGUACCCUCCAUGUCCCUCCAUACCCCACCAUCACCAAGCAGGGGGACUUUGCCGAUGAACUCGAGGAACAUGCUGAACCACGCCCAGGUGGGGCAGGGCAUCGGUAUGACGGGUAGGACCAACAGCAUGGGCAGCUCAGGGCUGGGCAGCCCCAACCGCAGCUCCCCGAGCAUCAUCUGUAUGCCCAAACAGCAACCAGCACGCCAGCCCUUCACCAUAAACAGCAUGUCAGGGUUUGGAAUGAAUCGCAAUCAAGCUUUUGGGAUGAACAACUCUUUAUCAAGCAACAUCUUCAACGGCACAGACGGGAGUGAAAAUGUAACCGGAUUGGAUCUGUCCGACUUCCCCGCGCUGGCAGACAGGAGUCGAAGAGAAGGUAGCGGAAACCCCACACCACUGCUCAACCCGCUGGCUGGAAGGGCUCCCUAUGUUGGCAUGGUGACAAAACCAUCCACUGAACAGACGCAGGACUUCUCCAUCCACAACGAGGACUUCCCCGCGCUACCAGGGCCCAACUACAAGGACCCCACGUUGAGCAACGAUGAUAACAAAACUAACUUGAACUCUACAGGAAAGAGCACAUCCAAUGCAGAUGGGCCCAAGUUUCCCGGAGACAAGACGGGCUCGGCACAGAACAACAACAAUCAGAAGAAGGGCAUCCAGGUGCUGCCGGAUGGCCGGGUGACGAACAUUCCCUCAGGGAUGGUGACGGACCAGUUUGGGAUGAUCGGACUGCUGACGUUUAUUCGGGCGGCAGAGACGGAUCCCGGAAUGGUCCAUCUUGCGCUGGGAAGCGACCUCACAACACUGGGACUCAACCUCAACUCACCAGAAAACCUGUACCCCAAGUUUGCAUCGCCCUGGGCUUCAGCACCUUGUCGACCCCAAGACAUCGAUUUCCAUGUUCCAUCGGAGUACUUAACCAAUAUUCACAUAAGGGACAAGUUGGCUUCAAUUAAGUUGGCCCGGUACGGUGAAGACCUGCUGUUCUAUCUGUACUACAUGAAUGGUGGAGAUCUGCUACAGCUUCUGGCAGCAGUGGAGCUGUUUAAUCGUGACUGGCGGUACCACAAAGAAGAGCGGGUUUGGAUCACGAGGGCGCCCGGCAUGGAGCCCACACUAAAGACCAACACCUACGAGAGGGGAACCUAUUACUUCUUUGAUUGUCUUAACUGGAGGAAAGUAGCCAAGGAAUUUCAUCUGGAGUACGACAAGCUGGAAGAGAGGCCUCUGGUGCCGACAACAUUCAACUACAACCCAGCCCAGCAGGCCUUCUAAGGCCCCGACCAGUACCAGUUACAGCUGUUCCUGCACACCACCCUGUCCUUGGUUUUUAUUCCUCGAGGAUUCGGCUAAUUGACUUUGGGAUUUGGG